AUGGGUUGCUUGGAAAUGGAGAAAAAAGCGCUGCUUGAAUUCAAGAAUGGCCUUGUAGAUCCUGCAAGAAGGUUCUCCUCUUGGUUCGAUGGUGACUGUUGCGCGUGGGAAGGAGUACGUUGCAACAACAAAACGGGGCAUGUUAUUGUGAUCGCUCUCCAGAAUACUAACAACAGCCGUCAAGGGAGUUUGGGCGGCAACAUUAGUCACUCUUUGGUUCAAUUAGGCCAUGUUGUUUACUUGGAUCUCAGUUUGAAUGAUUUCCAAGGCAUCUGUGUGCCGGGUUUCAUAGGCUCCAUGAAGAGAUUGAGCCAUCUGAACUUGGGUAGAGCUGGGUUUGCGGGAACUGUCCCUUGGCAGCUUGGAGAACUCACGAACUUGCGUUAUCUUAGUCUUUCUUCUACGGUCUCGUCGAAUGGGCAGGAUUCAUUGAAAGUGGAUGAUCUUCAGUGGCUUUCUCGUCUCUCUUCUUUGGAACAUCUCGAAUUGGAUAACGUCAACAUGCCGAGCGUGGGCGAGACUUGGGUCAAAGUGCUCAAUGAGUUCCGCUCUCUUUCAUAUGUGUCUCUCUCCUCCUGUUCCCUUGAAAACAUUCCUCCAUAUCUUCCUUCUCUAAAAUUUCCAUCUCUUGUUUCUCUCGACAUUAGUAACAAUUACUUCAGUUCUACAAUACCCAAAUGGCUUUUCAAUGUUACUAGCCUUGUCCAUCUCAUGCUUGGUGGAAAUUGGUUCCACGGCACUGUGCCUGAGGUUGUAGGCCAGCUUACAAAUCUAAGUACUCUCAGUCUUUCUAACAACUCGCUUGGCGGACCGGUCCCUGUAUCUCUAAUGCAUUUGGUUUCAUUGCAAACAUUGUAUCUUAAUGAUAACCAAUUCAAUGGGUCCGUCCCAAGUAGUUUAGGACAGCUUUCAAAGCUUGUCCUUUUGGACAUAGAAACCAAUUUCUUACAAGGCGACUUGUCCGAAAUUCACUUCUCAAACCUAAGACACAUGAAGCGACUGAUGUCUCGCCAGAAUUCUUUGGUUUUGAAGUUUCCUACAUGGAUUCGAACUCAAAAGAAUCUCGUGUACUUGAAUUUAACGAAUGCAGGUAUCUCUGAUGUUAUACCUGAUUGGUUUGGAGAGGUUACAUCAAAUCUUGGUGGACUCAGGCUCGCUCAUAAUCUAAUUUAUGGCCGAGUCCCGAAGUCAAUGAAGCUCCCCAUGCGUGCCAAAGUCGAUUUGAAAUCUAAUCAGUUGGAGGGAACUUUUCCAUUCUCAUCUUUCAAUUUUGGUUUACUAGAUCUUUCCGACAAUCGGUUUUCUGGUCCCAUCCCACAAAGCAUUGGAAAAGCUGCCCGGUAUCUACAAUACUUGUCUCUCUCAGGCAAUUUUUUCAAUGGUAGCAUUCCUGUGUCUAUUGGAAGACUGCAAAGGUUGAUGGUUCUUGAUCUUUCGAGAAACCAAUUAACCGGUAAUAUUCCAACAAGCUUGGGGAAUUGUUCGAACUUGAAGGUUCUUGAUCUAGAUAGCAAUGAUCUAUCUGGAGAAAUUCCAAUGUCAUUCAGCCAUUUAACCAAUCUUCAGACAAUGCACUUGAGCAACAACAGCUUGUCUGGAGAAGUCCCUUCUCUGAUAAGUUGCCGCAAUCUGCUAAUGCUUAAUCUCGGUGAAAAUGAAUUGUCAGGGAAUAUCCCCACAUGGUUAGGAGAGAGCUUAUCAUCUCUUAUAGUCCUCCGCCUACGAUCAAACAACUUCAGUGGGAGCAUACCUCCACAGUUAUCAUAUCUAACUUCUCUUCAAAUCUUGGACCUCGCAGAUAACAACUUGUCAGGGCCCAUUCCUCCAAGUUUCAAUAAUUUCACCAGCAUGGCAGAAAUUGAUAAAAUAAAUCGCGACCUUCAUUUCCACGCAGUAGUGUAUGGUGCAGGAAACUACUACGAGGAGAAUGUGUUGUUGGUAACUAAAGGGAUGGGACUCAAAUACACCAGGACGCUUUCGCUUGUAACUGCUAUGGACAUUUCAGGCAAUAAUUUAUCUGGAGAAGUACCCGAAUCAUUGAUGACACUCUCAGGCUUACGAGUCCUAAACUUAUCAGGAAACUAUCUGGCCGGUAACAUACCAAAGAACAUUGGAAGCUUGAGUACUAUGGAAUCUUUGGACAUCUCUAAUAAUAGGCUAUUCGGCGAUAUCCCUCCUAGCAUAGCCGACUUGUAUCAUUUGGUCGGAUUGAAUGUCUCCAACAACAAUCUUUCCGGGAUGAUACCUCUUGUAAGGCAAUUGCAGACGCUUACUGACCCUUCCAUAUACACUGGUAAUCCAUUCCUCUGUGGUUUUCCACUUCAAAAGAGCUGUGAAGAAGAAACUCCAACAAUUCAGCCUGAUGUUGAUGAAGAUGAAGGUGGAGAGGAAUUUUGGUUUUAUGCUAAUAUUGGUUGUGGGUUUGUAACAGGGAUUAUGGGCCUCUUUACUGUUUUAUCAAUCAGGAAGCGUUGGAUGGAUGUCUACCUCCAAUUUCUUGAUGAAAUCAUAGACGAAGUCACUGCCAUUGGCAAGUUGAUAUAUGUGAAGGUAUUCGGCGGCCGUUGA
Molecule: messenger RNA, 2568 nt
Organism: Magnolia sinica
Lineage: Eukaryota; Viridiplantae; Streptophyta; Magnoliopsida; Magnoliales; Magnoliaceae
Product: receptor-like protein EIX1
Exons: 2
Coding region: 1-2568 (855 amino acids)
Biological process (GO): hormone-mediated signaling pathway
Cellular component (GO): plasma membrane
Molecular function (GO): protein binding
Source: RefSeq, a predicted model, not a curated record